GGUCUGCAAUUGGCUCACAGGAAACCAACCUGCCAGUGGCCGGUAAAAGCCACUAUAUCAGUGUCCAUUCACUGACAACAAUGGAGCUGAAUAACUAAUGGGCUCUGGCCAAGCUGUUGUGUCUUCCUUGCUUUAUUCUCAGAGUAGCUUUGGACAUGACCAGCAGCCUUCCUCGGGCCAAACUCUGGACCAGGAAAUCUAAAAAAUAGCAAUGCUUUAAUUAAAAGGAACACAAAGAUUAGUUUUCUAACCAAAGAAGAAAUAUACCAAGAGGAUAAACACAAUUCCAUUUGGAUUACUUUUUUAUCUUUUUUGAGUGAUCUGAGGUUAACAAGCUUUAACAUUGAGGAGGCCAGAGUUUAGGAAACCAAAAUGAAACCAAGAAUAUUUCUCACCUGCCUGUCAGCUGUCUUCUGUCUGAGUUGCAGCCUGGCCUCGGAGCUGGCGUUUCUGUUGGAGCCCAGUGAUGUGAUCGCAGUGAGGGAUCGUCCAUUAAUGCUCGACUGUCAGGUUCAGGGCGAGGAGCCCAUCAUGGUGACAUGGCGAAAGAAUGGGGCAUCUUUACCUGCCAGCCCACGGGUUCAGGUGUUGGCAAAUGGAACAUUGCAUAUCCAGAGCUUUCAGAAACGCAGAGAGGGCAGCGACGCAGAUACGGGCGAGUACGAAUGCGCUGCCCAAAAUCGAUAUGGCAUGCUGGUCAGCCGCAAAGCCAGAGUCCAGCUGGCAUCUCUUCCAAAGUUCCACACCCACCCAAUGUCUAUGUCUGUGGAUGAGGGCAGCGUCGCUCGUUUUCAGUGUCAGAUCAAUGGAAUCCCUGAGGCCAACAUUACAUGGGAGAGAGACAGAACAGCACUGAACACCACAGAUAACAGAUACACUCUUCUACCAAUGGGUAUUCUGCAGGUGACAGGUGUCAGGCGAGCGGAUGCUGGCAUUUACAGAUGUGUGGCUACCAACCCAGCUAACACUCGCUACAGCCAUGAGGCCGUGCUCAACAUCACCGGUGGAGCACCCCGAACCUACAAGGAGCCAGUCAUCCUGUCUGGACCCCAAAACCUGACGAUUACUGUUCAUCAGACAGCCAUCCUGGAAUGCAUUGCCACAGGAAACCCAAAGCCCAUUGUUUCCUGGAGCAGGCUGGAUGGACGCUCCAUUGGAGUGGAGGGUAUCCAGGUUCUUGGAACAGGAAAUCUGAUGAUUUCAGAUGUUUCCCUGCAGCACUCUGGUGUGUAUGUGUGUGCUGCCAACAGGCCUGGCACCAGAAUGAGACGUACAGCCCUUGGACGACUAGUGGUACAAGCACCUCCCGAGUUCCUGCAGUGGCCACAGUCUGUGUCCAAACCAGCAGGGGGCAGUGCUGUGUUCACCUGCGUGGCCCAGGGCGUUCCUGAGCCUCACCUGAUAUGGCUAAAGAAUGGCAAGGUCCUGACACCUGGACAAAACAUCAAGCUGACCAACAACAACAGCACUCUGGCUCUGACCCGCAUCAGUUCAGAUGAUGAAGCCAUCUACCAGUGCAUCGCAGAGAACAGCGCCGGCACCAACCAGGCCAGUGCUCGCCUGGCUGUGGCCCAUCCCAAAGAUCUGCCCGCAGCACCUGAGGGCCUCGCAGCCAAUGCUCUAUCCACCAGCACUGUGCAGAUCACAUGGAGCCAGCCACCUGUCGAGAUCACUGACAACAUCAUUGGUUAUGUCCUGCACAUCCGCAAAAUAGGAGAGCCUGACAGACUGGAGCUGCAGGAAGCCAUUAGUAAAGGUGCCUUCCAGCAUGAUGUGACCAACCUGGAACCAGCCACCACUUACUCUUUGUACCUGAAGGCCUACUCUCCACUGGGGGCCAGCCAACAGUCACGCACUAUAGUGGCCACAACACAAGGAGGCGUGCCAGCUGCUCCCACCUACUUCACCAAGGUGAUGAACUCCAGCUCCAUGCAGGUCUUGUGGGAGCUCCCUAGUAAAGCAGGCAAGGCAGAGGGCUUCAGGCUGUCGUAUCGCAGGGUCCCUCAUGGUGAAUUCCAGGGGCCCAUCCAGCUGUCCUCUCACACAAAUGCCCACACUAUUUCUAAUCUGGAACACGGAGGAGUGUAUGAAGUCAAGCUGGUGGCCUACAAUGGAAAUGGGGAAAGCGACUGCUCUAAGAAACUGGUGUCACUGGCAGAGGAAGGUGUGGUCGAGCAAAGUACAGGAGACAAUGCUCCAUGUCAGUGCAAGGAUGGAGAGGCCUCCCUGGGCAGCAUAGUCAUUGGCAUCCACAUUGGUACUGCCUGCAUCAUCUUCUGUGUGCUCUUCCUCAUGUUUGGAUAUCGACGCAGUCUGUUUUGCAGUAAAGGGACCCAGGACAGCUGGUCUGUACCGAGGAACAACACAGGACAUACUAGCAACCUGAAAGAUGGCACGAAUCGUGUAAUGGGGGAUUCAGUGCCUCAGGUUGUCUGCCCAGGACAGUGCCAGGUGGUCAUUGAGCAGCACUCAUCAGGUUUGCCUAGCAUGGACAGCUAACACUGGUCAGCCCAUCCAUUCCAUUGCCUUUCCCCCCAUUGCAUGCUAAAAACCCAAGCCCCUAUUAAUGACCAUCUCUUGUGGCCUUUAUUAGGCCAUGCAUAUUGAAGUCCCACACCUUCAUACCUACCUCAAAUCAAAGUGUAUUGCCUUUAUAGCAUGUGUACCUACCAUAUGCAUGUAGAAAGAGCCUUCAACAAAAUGUGCCACUCCAGAUUAAACCAUGUCAUUUUGUCUUUUUGUGUACACCACACGUGCUCAUUUUCCAGUGGGGGUCUGGGCUGUAACCAAAAUGUUGUAUUUUUCAGAUCUUCCCUGGUAAAAUGAUGUGUGGGAAUGUGCACUAAAGGCCCCAAAUGAAACCAAAUAUUGUCUCCUGACUAUGACAUGCCACUUAAUCUGCUGUGGCAGAACUUGCCUUCAGUUUCUCUGCAAUAAGUAAGGGAAGAAUUAUAGCAGCCUUUUUACGCCUUACAGAUCUUUUAUAUAUGAUUGUACAAGCCAUUUAGAAGAACCACAGAAACCAAGCGUUCAUAUUCAGCUCUUAUACACCCUAUAGCUGUGCACGUCCAAAGAAAUCUACCUCUUAGACAAAUGUCUGAGAAAUGUAACUGAGGUUCUACCUCAGUCCAAAGGAACAUCCAAUACCAGUGCCAGUGUGCUGUACCAUGCAGGCUGUCAACCAGAUGAGUCCAUAGAGUGCUCCCAAGGAUGACUACCAUGGAGAACAAAGCUGUGGCAACACCUGAAUUCCACCACCACAAGGUUUAAGCCCUGCUACUACUGCUUCUGAGGGAAUGACAUGAGCCUCAACAACCCUCUGUUCGCAGUCCUAGAAAUAUAUCAAGAUCAGAGAUGUGUGGCUCCUUUUUAUGACUACAGUAUCUGUGACUUUCAAAUGUCCAGUGUCGACUUCCAAAGACUCACUUGUGCAGAGGACAUAGUCAGUUGAAAAACUGGACUGAAGAGUGCGUUGGGCGCUUUUCAGUUUUUCCUAUGACACCUAUCCGAGGAAACAAGUCUGAAUUAAUUCAUUCUUGUUUUACCUGCACAAAGUAGAUGGCAUACUGAACAAAAACCAAAAGACAACUGAUAUUGUGCUGCCAAGUUAACUCUCCAAAUACCAAAUAGGUCACCCUGGGACCUCAACGACACGAGAUGGUGGCAAAAGAGUGAUGCCUGCUGGAAUGUCAGCCUAUCCAAAAAAGUUCUUCUAUGAAAACCAAGCGGAGUGAUACCCAAAGAUAUAAAAAGUGUGAUGGUUUUCUUUCUUUUAAAAUUUUAAUUUGAAUAGAGCUGUUUGAAAGGGGUCGCCUGACUGUAAAGUGCUUUAACUGAACCCAAACCAAAAAGAAUUUAGCUCAUGAUUUGAUUAUGUUUUUUAAAUAAUAUCUUUCAUGUUGUUUUAGUUUGGAAGUCCUUUCAGGUGCACCCCUUCAGUAUUAUUUUGUUGAUCCUAGCAUUUAGCUUUUAAAGAGAAACCAAAUGAAGAUAUCAGAUAUUUUGGAAAACUUUUUUAUGUCAAUACUAUAAGGAGUACUUGCUUUCUUUUAUAAUGUAGAACAACUUUCGCCAAAUAUUUAGCUGUCUUAAGAAAUUACAUAACCAAAUACCUCUACAUUUUAACAUUUGUAUAGUUUACCUUUUUUAUUCCACCAUAAUCAAAGCACAGAAACAUUGUUUGUUCAUGUGUGUGAAUGGCUAACAGUAUAGGAGGACCUUGAGGGCAAAAGCUUUCGGAACAAGUCAGAAUUUUAGAUUCAGAGCACCUCCCUACCAAACUGUCAGUAAACACAUAAGCUAGAUUUCAAUGGUAACCAUAGUGGUAAUAUCUCAUACAACACUAGUGCUCUCUUAACCAUCUAAUGAAACAUCAUACCAAAUGUUGCCUUUAACAACAAAAUUAAUGCCCUUAGGAGUGAAGGCCAUGCUCCAAGUACAGUAUGUAGUGGCAACAUGCUAGAAUUAACCUGCAAAAAUCAACAGUACUAUGUGCUAAUUGUUGUAAAGCAUAUGGAAAAACAAUGUGUUCAUAUUGUUACACACAGUAUAAAAACAUACAUUGUUCAUAGUCUGCAAAUUAUAUGAAACUAAAUGAAAGAGAGCUGGUAAAUGUUGUAUGAGCCAUCAAGAUGUCUUAUAUCUAGUAACAUGUCCAAUAUAUCUUUGACUGGAAAUAAUUGACUGGUUGCAAUUACAAGUACUCAUAUACUGAAUGUUUCUUGAAGCUUUCAUGCUCCUUAACGUUCUGCUUACCCUCUUGUGCCACUGUUUUACACUUAGACUAAAGCUUUUCUCCUCUUUUUGUUUUUACACAACUAAAAGCUGUUGAACCAAUGCAAUACCAAAAAGUGUAACUAUAAUGAAAGACCUAAAACAUUGACGUGUUUAUGUAGUGACAUGUGUGUAGUGCUUUAAACUAGUCUUUUAAAAUAGAAAGCAGUCGCGGCUUCGGUGUUUCUUUUCACUUGGAGUCUUUUGUUCUUCCUGCUGUGCACAGGAAAAGUUGCCAAAAUGAGUGUCUGCUUUUUUUUGAAAGUAUUGUUAUUAGAGCUGAGAAAUUUAAUUAUGAUGAUUUCAAAUGUUUUCCAUUUUUUGACAUUUGUAAGAAUAUGAGAGCUUGUUACUUUGUUGGUCUUCAAGCAGUGAGUUUUCCUGACCUGGAAAAGUAUGACUGGACAUUGUUUUGAAGUCAAACUUGUGCCCUGAAGUGCCAGCAACCAGAGAAAAAAAGUAGUUUAAUAGAAACUGGCUGCUAGUAGCAACAAAUAACAAUUGCUUUAAUGAUGACAAGUGCUUUUCCAAACACAACUGCAAACAUAAAGCUUUAACUCGUGACUGAGGUCCUGGCCUUGGUCUUAGGACAAAAUAAAGGUGCUUGGAGAAGUGACUAGAGAAAGGCUGCAGCUGGAGUCAGAGAUCAAGCUGGCACAUUUUAUUUUAUAUAACUUGUAUACCUGCUAGUAUACAGAAGUGUACUAGUAGUGUUUUGGGGGGUUUAUGUAAUCUGAUUCAUUGAUGUCAUUAUUUAUUUACCAUGACAGGACUUGACAGUAGCUCUUGAAGUAAUGAAGGUACAUAUACAGCAAAAACUGCACUUACAAUUGAUAAAAACUGAAAUGUACUGUGUAUUUGUGUUGUGUUGUCAUAACACUAAGGUUUUUAAGCCACUCUUCUUACCCACUUGGUCAACUACAUAUACAUUAAAUAUAUAUUAUCUAAACAGAUUAUAUUAAUAUUUAAUUAUACUGGGCUAA
Messenger RNA from Betta splendens (Siamese fighting fish), 5756 nucleotides. Its product is annotated as immunoglobulin superfamily DCC subclass member 3. Gene Ontology annotation, cellular component: plasma membrane; axon. The transcript is spliced from 14 exons. The record is from RefSeq and is a predicted model, not a curated record. Gene Ontology annotation, biological process: axon guidance; cell-cell adhesion. Gene Ontology annotation, molecular function: protein binding. Bases 373 to 2499 code for a protein of 708 amino acids. Lineage: Eukaryota; Metazoa; Chordata; Actinopteri; Anabantiformes; Osphronemidae.